Messenger RNA from Protopterus annectens (West African lungfish), 2148 nucleotides. Its product is annotated as zinc finger MYND domain-containing protein 19. NCBI's taxonomy places the organism in Eukaryota, Metazoa, Chordata, Ceratodontiformes, Protopteridae. The record is from RefSeq and is a predicted model, not a curated record. Bases 417 to 1100 code for a protein of 227 amino acids. The transcript is spliced from 6 exons.
GCGGUCCUACGGCAACAAUUUAGGAAAAACAAAGGGCGUUAUUACCGAGCCCUUCCAUCGCCCUUAGAUUAAAAAUAACUCCUGGAGAAUUUUAGAAGCUAUCCGAAUGUUCGCAGUGCCGGAGCUAAAGAAAAGGGAAUGAGAGACAUAGUCAAAACAGAUGAUUUCAAGUAACAGUGGGAAUAUUUUAAAGUGAUAGUCAAAAGACAAGGAAGAAACACGUGUUGGAAUAAGGAAACAUUUCCAGAAGCACGUCGUGGUCCUGCCCUACGUGUGCACGAUAGGCUACUCCUAGUGGCGCGUGGCAAGUGCCUGCGUGUGGUAGCGGUGGUGUUACCUGCACUGGUGCUGCCUUUUUACACUAUACCGAGGAGACUCUCGCCUUCUUACGGUGUGCUGGGGAUUUUGCUGCUAUUAUGACGGAUUUUAAGCUUGGAAUCGUGCGGCUUGGCCGGGUCGCAGGAAAGACAAAAUAUACAUUAAUAGAUGAGCAGGACAUUCCUCUUGUGGAACACUACUCAUUUGAGGCUCGAAUGGAGGUGGAUGCAGAUGGCAAUGGCGCUCGGAUAUUUGCUUAUGCAUUUGACAAAAACAAAGGGAGAAGCUCUGGACGACCAUUGCAUGAGCUACUUUGGGAAAGACAUCAAGGUGGGAUUGCUCCUGGGUUCCAGGUGCUCCAUAUCAACUUGGUGACUGUAGAUAACAGGUUGGAUAAUUUGCAGUUGGUUCCAUUAGGCUGGAAGUCAAAAGCUGAAGAGGUUUCCAGUAAGCAGAGAGAACAGAGCCUGUACUGGUUAGCAAUUCAGCAGCUCCCCACAGAUCCCAUUGAGGAACAGUUUCCUGUGAAGAAUGUCACACGCUAUUACAAUGCUAAUGGAGAUGUAGUUGAGGAGGAGGAAAAUUCAUGCUCGUAUUAUGAAUGUCAUUACCCGCCAUGCACAAUGAUAGAGAAACAGCUUCGAGAAUUCAAUAUAUGUGGUCGAUGUCAGGUAGCACGGUAUUGUGGGUCCCAGUGUCAGCAGAAGGACUGGCCUGCACACAAGAAGCAUUGCAGAGAGAAGAAACGCAGUUUUUUCAUAGACAUUGAACCAGAACGAUGACCAGGAAAAGACAUUUAUGGCAGCACGGUUCCUUCAUUUGCAGGAAUUUUGUUUUCGGGUUUUCUUUUUUUUUUUUUUUCCCCUUUUGAUUUUCCUUUUUGCACAAUGACUGAAAAGACUGGCAAGAAAGCCUAAGCACUGAAAAGUUGCCUCUAUGCUUGAGUGAAUUCCCACAUCCUGAAGUCCAGUGGUAUUUCUAGGUUCUCAAGCAGAAGGACUACUGAGGUGGCUUCAGACUGAAGCGCCUAACUAUUUAUAUAUGUUAAUAUAUUUGUAAUCUUAUGUACAGUUUUUUUUAUGUUAUAGGAAACUAUGAACAGAGUGCAUUGAUGUAAUAUUCCAGGAAAACGAUUUAUGUAAAUAAAUGUGUGAAUGUGCAGCAAAACUUGAUUUUUUUUUUGGUUUUCCGUUCAGUAUGUGUGCAGAACAGCGAGUUGAGCUGUUUUACCUACUUCGUAAUUGUUGGUGAUAAUUGCACUUUUUAUAAUAUAUAUGUGCCAUAUUUCUGUGAUGCUGUUUUUUGUAUGGAACUUUUCUGUUUAUUAAAAUCUGUUUUCUUAAGCAGUGGUGCAUAAUAGGCAUGGCUAACCUAGAGUGCAUGUUCCCAUAUUGGUAACAAAAUGGACUAUCAGAAUUCUGUCCUUCACUGAGAGCAGUGAAUUUGUGUAGUCCUGCUGAAUGGCAAAUGUGUCAUUAAAAGAGAGAGUGCUUGUGAAAUGGUUGGUAUGCUCUGUUAGAGAGGAUGGUGAAAUGACCACUUGGGGUGGCAAGGAGAGGUUGCUGGCAUCUGUUAACUCAGAAAAGUUUCUUUUGAAGUGUUUUAUAGGUUGUAGGCUACUUUCAGUGACAAUGAAGUAAUUUUCUCUGUCUUUUUAUUAGGUUAAAGAUUAACUGUAAUGUUAAAAAUGAUCUGACAUUAAUGAGCUUAUCCAAACAAGUCCUGUUUUCAUGUGCUAGUUUAAUUUGCAUAUUUUUUACUUAAUUUGUGUUCGAAAUAUUCAUGGGCUUUGUUGUACAGUAAGCAUUAAAAAUGAAUUAUGCUAGCGUA